GUGGUUUUCUCUUCUACCCUUUUCCCACGGGCUGUACACGUAGAACGAAGCAGUGUCAUUUGGACACUCAAGCAAUAAAUUUUACCAAUUAAGUUAAUUAAAAGUUAGUAUUAAAACCCGAUAGAUUGACAGCGACAGUCACUCAAUAACAGCCAGGUGGGAAAGUGGAAGUCAAAAUGUCUCCAUCAUUAUUUGAAUCUUCAAAAAUGACACCCUUCAGCACGUCCAUGGCAGGCCUAAGGGCUCAAGGAUCAAACGAGGAUUGCCAAGGAUUAGUUCAAAAUCGAGUAAUUGCUGCAGCCAACGCUGAACCUGCUGAUAGUUGCGAAUUCGGUUCGAAUCAUUAUUUUGCGUUAUGUGGUCUUGGUGGAAUUUUGUCUUGCGGCAUAACGCACACCAUGAUUACUCCCCUGGAUUUAGUCAAAUGCCGAAUCCAAGUUGACCCAGCAAAAUAUAAAUCUGUCUUCAAUGGUUUCAAAGUAACGUUAGCCGAAGAUGGAGUUCGAGGAUUGGGCAGAGGUUGGGCCCCUACCUUCUUUGGUUACUCCGUUCAAGGAUUGUUUAAAUUUGGUCUCUAUGAAGUUUUCAAAGUGUAUUAUUCAGAAAUCGCUGGAGAAGAAUUAGCAUACGAUUAUCGAACAACAUUAUAUUUAGUUUCAUCUGCAUCGGCAGAGUUUUUCGCCGACAUUGGUCUCGCACCUUUCGAAGCUGCCAAGGUGAGAAUUCAAACAAUGCCUGGCUAUGCCAACAAUUUGCGUGAAGCGUUCCCGAAAAUGAUGUCUGAGGAAGGUUUGAGUAGCUUCUACAAAGGUCUCGUUCCAUUGUGGCUCCGUCAAAUUCCGUACACCAUGAUGAAGUUUGGCUGCUUCGAACGAACAGUAGAACUUCUCUACAGUAACGUUGUGCCUAAACCACGAGCGGAAUGCACUAAAGGCGAACAACUUAUCGUCACCUUUACUGCCGGAUACAUCGCCGGUGUUUUCUGUGCUGUUGUUUCGCAUCCCGCUGACACUGUGGUUUCCAAGUUGAACCAGGAGAAAGGCGCUACAGCAGGAGACGUUUUGAAGAAGCUUGGAUUUGGCGGCGUUUGGAAGGGGCUUGGACCCAGAAUCAUCAUGAUUGGUACCUUAACAGCAGCUCAAUGGUUUAUUUAUGACGCAGUGAAGGUAUGGCUUCGCAUGCCGCGUCCACCUCCACCAGAGAUGCCCGAAUCAUUGAAGAAGAAGAGAGGUCUAGCUUAAUUUCUCCCGAUCAAAAUUAAUUGCUUUGUCAGUCGAUGAAGCUAGGAAGAAACUAGACGAAUUUUAAAAAUUCCCUUCCUGAAAGAACGCUGUUUUUGCGAAAGAAAAAACUCAGCUCCUGUAUUUUUUUAAUUAACUUGAUUUUUUAUGUAUAAAAAAAUAAUUUUACUCACUCUCCCGUAAAUACUGUUAAUACUGCCCACAAAUCAGGAAGGUGAUAAUGGUAAUUGCACAUGCGACAGUUGUUAGUUCUGUCUGUACAAUUCCGCAUAUUGUUAAAUAAAUCUUUUAAAAUUUAGAAACGACAUUAAGGAGCCUGUGAUGUACGAAUAUCUGUCGCAAUGUAAAUACAAUGAUCGUCAUCAAUAAACGAUCGAAUUAUA
Molecule: messenger RNA, 1624 nt
Organism: Leptopilina heterotoma
Lineage: Eukaryota; Metazoa; Arthropoda; Insecta; Hymenoptera; Figitidae
Gene: Mpcp1
Product: phosphate carrier protein, mitochondrial-like
Exons: 5
Coding region: 177-1241 (354 amino acids)
Biological process (GO): mitochondrial phosphate ion transmembrane transport
Cellular component (GO): mitochondrial inner membrane
Molecular function (GO): phosphate transmembrane transporter activity
Source: RefSeq, a predicted model, not a curated record